UCUUGGAGUAAGAUUCGGUGAUAUUUUUUAUGAAAAAUAUUUACAAAGUGUUUGAUGUGAUAUUCUGUGUCGGAACCCUGCGUUACCCCCGCCCCUAAUGCCCCGGCUUUCGACAUGCAAUCCCCAUCACCUCGACUUCGCCAUUACAGGACUAUGACGGCAAUAUGUUUCGUGUGCAACCUGCCGAUACUGUCCCACCAAGUGGGGCUGGUCUGGGCGGGCGGGAACGGCUGGGACGAGCUCACCAGGUCUACCCUGGAGGAGUCCACCCUGAGACAGCGACUGGGCAGCAGGAGAGACUCCGCUGCGCAGGUCUCCUGUCUCUCGCCGCCGGAACCCGAUGUGGACCAGCCACGAGUUGGCCCUCGUCGUCGCCGCUCGUCACUGGCGCAGCUGACAGACAUCCUACGCGAGUGGGGCGGAGGCGGCAGCGCGCCCCGCCGCCAACGCGCGCCGCUCUCGCGCCGAGAAACGCUGGCCGAUCUCGCCAGAUCACUGCCCUGGACCAGACACGAGCCCCCGCCGCGACGGCGACGCGACUCCUCCGCCGAUUCCGGCAUCAAAUCGAUGGCCUCCAAACGCCGCGAUUCGAAAGCGCCCCAAGAUUUCAAAACCGAUUUCCCACCUCAUCUCGAUCGAAAAGAUUCGAUAGCUCACACCCGAGAACGCCGCAUAAAGAGACGAAGUUCGCACGACAAGGAGAGACGAGACUCAGUCGAAGGUGGCCGCCAUCGUCGGGAUUCGCUCGCGGCCCCCACCCCACGAAUUGUGGCGACACAUAAGAAACGACGAGCGUCGCCGCCUAUUAACCCUCCGCCGACCAUCGUCGAUGCCUCCUCGGAUCCGGGGCCCUCGACGCCCCAGCCGCCUUCGGUGACGAUCGUCGCCGUACACGAGCCGAGCCGAUCCGAUGGCGAGUGUCCUCCGAUGACCAUGCCGACCAUCAUCACGUCGGCUGUGACACCGUCACCGACUUCCCCGACGGUACCGACCGCUAAUGCAUCCCAAUCAACACAAGCCACCCAAGCCGUGCAGGCUCAGGGCACUCAGGUAGUAUCUCCCAGCGGAAGGACACCGCCGAGUUUGGGUGGGCGCCGAGAUUCGACCACCCAAUGCGGACGUGCCCGAAGGGACUCAAGAGCCACGGCGAGUCCCGAGCGUAGACUCGGUAGAUUACAGCGACAAGCGACCGCAUUCGAUGAUCCGAUUGGUCCGCCUGGUACGAGACGAAGAGACUCCGGGCCCUCGUUAGAGCCGGACGAUGCGGGUCGAGCGAGACGAGAUUCCUUGAGUCCAGAUUCCGCAGCGAGACCGCGUCGUGAACGAAAUCAGUUGAGUCCGGAUCGCGCCGGGGGAGGCGAGCUGAGUCCAUCGGCAGCUCGUCGAAGGAGCCGCUUGAGAAGACAAGCAUCGUGUGCUCGUGUUGGAAGGGCUCGCAGCCCCGAAUCCAGUUCCUGCUCAAGUCGUGAUCCGAGCCCCUGUGCGCGGCCACCGGAGCGAACAAUGUUUCGGCGUCAGUCCACGACGGAGGAAAUACUUAUAGCGCGGGGUUUCCGAAGACAAUCGACGACUGAGGAAAUGAUAAGAUGUCGAAACUUCAGGAGGCAGAGUUCCCAAAGCGACGACGCGUGUAUGCGAGCUCGCGGACGACGGGACUCCUCGACACAGAUACUAGAUGGCACCAUCGGUACCAUGACUGUGGAGACUACGAGUACCUUCUUCGACUCCAGUACGCAGACAGAGCCGUCCCCGCUGUACGACAACAACCACUACCACGAGGAAUGCCUCCGCUGCAACUCCUGCGGGCUGAACCUCAGUGGACCCAACCAGAAACGGGCGCGGCGGUUCAAGAACCAGAUCCUGUGCGACCUGCACUUCGCGGACGUGGCGCUGAUGGAGUGCAGCGACUUCAUGCAGCAGCUCCGCAGCUUCAAGCCGCAGUCGCUGGGCUGCGCGGUCGCGCGCCGCAAGUCCUCCACCACGCUCAUCUUCCCGCUACCGCCGCAGGCCUGCUCAGAUGAGUUCUGCGAGGAGUACCCUCACAGCCUGAUCCCGACUCCGGGCUACUGGAUCGAGUGUUCCCGACAGAAGAUCGCCACAGACACCAUAUGGGACGAGUCCGAGUCAGAACACGAUAGUGGGCCCGAUAGAGAUGAUCAAGAUCGCCGCAGAAGAUCGGGCUCGCUGGACGAGGCGGCUGAAGAUAGCAGUGACAACGGAGGCAGCACGCCCAAGAAAAAGACCGCCAUAGAGGAGCAGUGGGAGAGGUCUGGAGGCUUCGAGCUCACCUCGGUAGAACAGGAGACAUACGAAAAGUACUUCUACGGCACAGAACAUUGGAACUAUUUUACCAAUGACGAGGAUCUUGGACCAGUUAUACUGUCAAUCAAGCAGGAGACAUUGAACGCGAGAGAUCAGUUUAGGAUACUAGUACGGGCCAUCAGCUACACAGUCCACGGUCUGAUACCGGCGUCAUGCGUGUUCGCUGACCGGUACAACCGGGAAGAAGUGGUGCGGUCCCUGGGCAAGGAAGUCAACAUCAACCCGCCGCUGAUGCUGGGCCAGCUGCCUGAUACUCCAGAGGAGUUGCUGAAACUUGAUCAGGUGUUCAUAAAGUCAGAGCUAAAGGUGGGCGUGAUUUACGUGAAGGAAAAUCAAUACACGGAAGAGGAGAUUUUAGACAAUAACGAGAAUUCGCCGCUUUUUGACGAAUUUCUGCAGGUCAUGGGAGAAAAGGUCCGGCUGAAAGGCUUCGACAGAUACAAAGGCGGUCUCGACACGGUCCACGACCUGACGGGUCUCUAUUCUGUGUACACGAACUGGCGGGGCAUCGAGAUAAUGUUCCACGUGUCGACGCUCCUGCCGUACGAGCGACACGACUCGCAGAAGCUACAGAGGAAGAGGCAUAUCGGCAACGAUAUCGUAUGCGUCGUGUUCUUGGAGGCGGACAAUACGUCGUUCUCGCCCGCUUGCAUCAAGAGCCAUUUUCUACACACUUUUAUUUUAGUGCGAGUGUCAGCGAAGAUUCGCCGGCGACCAACCCGGUACGAAGUGUCGGUGGUGACACGCGAUGAGGUCGGGGCGUACAAGCCUUACCUGUGGGAGCAGAGUGUCUUCGACAAGGGGCCUAUGUUCAGGGAAUGGCUCCUAACCAAAAUCGUGAACGGCGAGCGGGCGUCAUACUCGGCGCCGAAAUUCGCGCGGAUGCAGGAGCGAACCCGGAGUCAGAUGUUAGAGGACAUCGUCGCUAACUUACAGAACCACGCUGAAACAGGACAGAUACCAAAACCGUAUAGAAGAGGUUCCUGGCGCCCAAUUGGUCACAUGCGCCCAUCGUCACCCCUGCUCGACUCCGUCAGAGAUCAGUUUGAGGACGUAGAGGGUCUGGCCCGGGACUUUACCCGCGUGUUCCUUAACAACGAGCUCAACAUCGCUCAGAACGCUCAACUAUUUGAUGUGGUGUUCCUCGUUGGACAGUCGAAACAGAAGACUAAGUUUAUCGGGGUUAGAGCCAUACUUGGAGUGAGGAGUAGGGUAUUCCAAGAGAUGCUGUACGGCAUCCAGACGGGUUUCGGGUCGCCGCAGGUGCCCGUAGCGGAGCUGCUGGCGCGGCCGGCGCCGACGCUGCUGUCGCCCACCCCGGCGAGACAGAAGAGCAGCAACUUCCUGCAGGUCCCUGAUAUUGAGUCGCCCAGACCCAAAAGCGUCCCGAGUUCGCCGAUGGUAAAGCGAGCGUUCUCCCGCCUGGGCACCAUCACUGCGGGCUGGGGGAGGUCCAUCAGGAAACAGCACUCCCAACUCAACGCUGACGACAAGAAGAAGUGGGCCAGUUCACAGGAUUGCUCAAAUAAAGAAAACAAAGAUAAAGACAAGGACAAGAACGCGGCGCUCGCAGUGCCGCGACUGUCCGUGUGUGCUGAUGCGCAGAAGGUGGACCGGGCCAAACUCGCGCAGACUGAGUUCUCGAUUAUCGAAUUCGACCCGGAGACGUUCCGGAUACUGCUGGAUUACCUCCACACGGGCAGCUGUCCGCUCACCUGCGCGUCCAUACCGGGGCUGAUCUGCGCGGCAGAACACUACGACCUGCCUGAACUGCUGCAGGCCUGCUUCCAUCACGCCAAACAGUGUCUAAGGAUUGAAGUGGUGUGCACUAUGCUCAUAUCACUAGAAAACUACUACUGGAGGUAUACGUCCGCUUCAGAAUUGGUGAACAUGAUUCUCGCCUUCAUAGAACAGCGAGCGUACGCCCUGUUCCAAACGCCGGAAUUCCUCAACCUUUCCGAAUCGAUGGUGCAAAUGAUCAUGUGUAGGAACCUAGAAGUGCCGGAAGUGAGAAAGUUCGAAGCCAUGCUCGGCUGGGCCAAGAAUAAGAUUAAAUCUAGAUCUGCAAAUAAGACUGACGCUAAGAAUGAAUUUAAAUGCAUUAUGGAGAGGCUAGCUAGAGAUUUGAAAUUGUACAGGAUUUCGCCGCAGGAACUCAUAAAGGUGGUGCUCCCGUCGAAGGCCAUCAAGAACGAACGGAUUCUCGAGACGCUGAUGUACCAAGCGAACUCGGGGAUGUACCGGAUCCAAGACAGCUACAUCGAGGCGUGCCAGCAGAGGCUCCAGAAACAAGACUCGAGGUUCUCCGAAUUCGAAAGUUUCGACUACGGCAUUUAAACGUUGAGCUGUGAGGAAUAUCAGUGUAUUAGAUAGAUUAAGAAGAGCGGAUGGACUAUGUUCUUCUCGAUGUGGUACGUUGACGCCUUCUAAGUAUUAUUGUUAUAGAUGUACUUUAGUAGAGGUGCGAGAAACAUAUUUGUACACUUCUCGGAUACCUAUUCCUUGUUGUUGUUCAUUGAUACCUAUAUAUUUUUACAUCUAGCUAGGCAUGUUCAGUGUAAACAUCUAUAUUUUUGGUACCAAGUAUGAUAUAUCGUAUGGUCGAUACCGAAAUGGGUGUUUUGUGAUGCUGAUCGGAGAAACGUUUUCGUUUCUAUCGGGAACGGAUUCUAGGUUGAGGGCCUGGGGAGUUACUCUAUGGGUAUUUCUUUCUUAUGCAAUAAACCUUAUGAAUUGAAAUUUAUCCGCCCUAACAGUUAACUAAAUGCGGAAUCAUUUUGCUCACUAUACAAAUUAGGCUUUGGAUGUCUUUCUAUCUUUAAGUACCGAUUUAAGAUUUAGUCCCCAGUGUGAUCCUUGAUUGAACCUACGAGUGGCAUUUAACAAGCGACUGAUCAAAGAGUUUUGGCGUUUAUCAUAGGAAACAUAUAAUGGAAUUCUAAAUGUUUAGAUAUAAAUAAUUGUUGCAAUAUCCCCGUAUUACCAAAUGUAUUUAACGAAAAAUGUUACAAAUGGAGUAGUAGAAUAUAUUUAUGUGUAGAGAAUCUCAAAUAAGAACUCUAUUGUAAAAAUAGAAAUAUAUGUUGUUGCUCUUAUAGACUCAAAAUCUUUCGGUAGGAUAUGUUUUCUAAUCCCUUGAUCUAAUACCUACUAUUUGCAUAUUGAAUGUUGGAUGUUAUUACAAUAUUUCUUAAGCGUAAAAAUAUUUGGGCGUACGUCAUGUGAAAUGUUGAAAAUU
Messenger RNA from Aricia agestis (brown argus), 5560 nucleotides. RefSeq lists its product as uncharacterized. Gene Ontology annotation, cellular component: cytoplasm. Gene Ontology annotation, biological process: regulation of small GTPase mediated signal transduction; activation of GTPase activity. The coding region runs from base 115 to 4659 and encodes 1514 amino acids. NCBI's taxonomy places the organism in Eukaryota, Metazoa, Arthropoda, Insecta, Lepidoptera, Lycaenidae. Gene Ontology annotation, molecular function: protein binding; GTPase activator activity. The record is from RefSeq and is a predicted model, not a curated record. The transcript has 19 exons.